Molecule: messenger RNA, 1655 nt
Organism: Eucalyptus grandis
Lineage: Eukaryota; Viridiplantae; Streptophyta; Magnoliopsida; Myrtales; Myrtaceae
Product: calcineurin B-like protein 3
Exons: 9
Coding region: 616-1221 (201 amino acids)
Biological process (GO): calcium-mediated signaling
Molecular function (GO): calcium ion binding; kinase binding
Source: RefSeq, a predicted model, not a curated record
CCUCCACCGAAGCCUUCUGCCCCUUCGUUCUUCUUCCUUCUUCGUGUCUUCAUCCAACUCCAUGAAGACAAGUCACCGAACUCCACUCAGCCUCACGCUUCAGCCAUCAGCUCGCGCCACUCGUCCGAAGCUCUCUCCAUCGUGGUCCACGUCUCCAACAGAGUCAACUAGCAAAGCCCAAGUGUUGACCGCUUGCUGCCCCUCCAUUUUGUCACCACCGACGCAAGCCAUCUCCUUCGGUCUUCUUCUCUGCCACGUCCCAGUCAACCGCCAGCUCCACUCAGCCCACGAUCGAAGUCUUCCCCUGCAGCAGCUCCUCCACCGAAUCUGCAACUCUCGUUUCUUCGUGCGCCAGCUACCGCGAAGAUGUCAGCAGCUCCAGUUCCGCGCCCACGAUUCCACCGAAGCCAGCCACUCGAAGCCCCCGCUUCAGCCCUUCGCAAUUCAAGACCGAAACUCAGUUUUGCUGAGUCGUCUUGGCCGAUUUCAGCUGGUCCGAGCUUCACUCAGCCUCGCCGUGAGCUCAAGUCUUGGCCACCGUCAUGCCGCCGUUGCCGUGAGCCGAUUUUCGUGCUUAACUGGUAUGGGGUGGUGGUUUGAUGACUGUACAAGAUUAUGGUGCAGUGCCUAGACGGAAUCAAGCAUUUUUGUGUCACUAUUGCAACUUGUGAUGCAGAAAAGCGACCUCGAGGUCUGGAAAAUCCAGAAGCUCUGGCAAGGGAGACAGUCUUUAGCGUGAGUGAAAUAGAAGCAUUAUAUGAACUUUUCAAGAAGAUCAGCAGUGCUGUAGUUGAUGAUUGGCUGAUCAACAAGGAGGAAUUUCAAUUUGCACUCUUUAAGACGAAUAAAAAGGAGAGCCUGUUUACAGAUAGGAUGCAGGUGUUUGACUUGUUUGACACUAAACACAACGGAAUACUAGAUUUUGCAGAAUUUGCUAGAGCUCUAUCUGUCUUUCACCCCAAUGCACCGAUUGAAGAUAAGAUUGAAUUUUCCUCCCAACUUUAUGACCUCGAACAACAAGGUUUUAUAGAGAGGCAGGAGGUAAAGCAAAUGGUAGUUGCUACCCUUGCUGAAUCUGGUAUGAAUCUCUCGGAUGAUGUCAUAGAAAGUAUCAUUGACAAGACUUUUGAGGAAGCUGAUACUAAACAUAAUGGCAAGAUUGACAACGAAGAAUGGCGGAGACUUGUUUUGAGACAUCCAUCCCUUUUCUAUAAAACAUGACACUCCAAUAUCUUAAAGACAUCACAACUACAUUCCCAAGUUUUGUGUUUCACUCCCAAGUUGAUGAUACCUGAGUUUUGGAUCUGCAUUGAUUUGAGGAUUUCUUUAUGAUUAUUGUUUCUUAUUCAACUCCUUUCUUAAGCGACGGUGACCUUUUCUCUGUAAAGGUGACUAUUUGGUAGGGUUGGAAUGUGAGAUGGAUUCUUAAGAUUGUAUUUAGGAGAUUCAUUUUGUGAGUUUGCAUUAGUUGGUUGCAGAAUAUUGCGUCUAUCGUGCUAUCAGUCCGUUCACAGAAUUGAUUUACGAAGUGACAUGCUCCUAUCAUCAGGGUGUAGUAUAUGCUCCAUUUGUUAAAUGCGCAAAUGCACGGUCAUGUCAUAUGAUGGAUGGACCCGUCUUAUAAAUCAAAAGACGAGUUGUUCGUGUUACUCUUA